Messenger RNA from Bursaphelenchus xylophilus (pine wood nematode), 3456 nucleotides. The record is from the annotation of a GenBank genome assembly. NCBI's taxonomy places the organism in Eukaryota, Metazoa, Nematoda, Chromadorea, Rhabditida, Aphelenchoididae.
AUGUCUGGAUGGCGGAAUCAACUGAAUAGUGUUGGUAAUAAUGCUUUCGACUUUGUUCAACGGAUUUCCAGCGAAUUGGCGGCUGAAACCCCCAUUGAUCCAUCGUCGGAAUUAGACGUAAGACAGCGAAAACUUUGAUUAUUUUCUUUAGUAUCACAAACAGAAAGCUCUAGAGAAAGAAAAAGAGCUCGUCAGAUAUCAGAAUCAACUGGUCGAUAAAAACAGACAAAUCGAAGAGCUCACUGAAAAUGUGAGAGCUGCUUACGAAGAAGUUGAAAUGACCAGACAGAGUUUGUUGAACCGAAUUGCAGCAAAAGAAUUAGAAUUGGAAAAAGCCAAGGUGAGCUGAACUAUGAAUUUUUAUUAUUAUUUUUAGUACGAAAUCGAAGCAUUACGCGAUUUUCAAACAUCAACAGAUCCAGAACAAGAAAGGAAUGAGAAAGAAUUGAUAUUAGAGUUGGAAUUGAUCAAAGCUGAGAAGGCAGCAUUGUCUGAUGAACUCAGUUUCCUGGCAAAAAGGUUGGAGGAAUCAGAAUCAAACCAGCGGAAGGCCGUAGUUGAAGAAAGUCAGCCAAAGCAGGAAGAUUUUAAGUAUCAAUCCGUUUUGGAUGACUUGAAAAAGGCGGAAGCAAGGAUAGAAGAUCUCCAAAAUCAGGUAUGUUUUUAGGUGCUCAAUAUUCCGCUUUUAGAAUAGAGCGUUGGCCGAGGAACUAGCAAUGAGACCUAGAUCUACAAGUCCUGUCACACGCGAGUCAAGGGUAAGUUCUAUUUGUGUCCAUGGAGCUUGAAAAGAUUUUUUCGUAAUUUUUUUUUCUCUUUUAGGUAAAUGUUGCCGAACUUGAAGAGAUUGAGAAUCAAGUAGACCUUCUAAGGCAAGAAAGAGAUCAAUUCAAGGUCCAAUUUGAGAAGAGUGAAGUCAAGGCCAAAGAAAUGGAAGGCUUGAUGACAGCGUUGUCAGAACAAUGUCAAAUUUUGGGAGCUGAGGUUGAAUCCUACAUGAAGAAAGCUCCUGAAAUUACAAACGUUUUUCAAGUCCCUGUUGUUUCUAAGGAAUUGGACGAGCUAAGAGAAGAAUUGAAUGAUCUGGAAGCCGAACGGCAAAAGGUAGGCGAUUUUAUCUGUUUAUCAGGUUGGUUUAGGCUACGAUUGAACUUGAAGAAAUCAGAAAAACAUUCAAGGAGAAAGAAGCCAGUUUUGCAACAAGAAUACAAGAAGUGAGUAAAGAAUCUCAUUAUUGAUUACUUUUUUUAGUUGGAAUCAACGCUGGCAGAAACAUCUGACGUUGUCACUCCGUCUUAUCUUACGGUAAAUUUCAAUGGAUCUUUAUUGGAGCUGGAUCAGAAUAAAGUGGAACAACUCCUACGUGAUCUAGAAGAAGUUAAAGUAGAAAAGAAGUCUAUUGAGGACCGAUAUCAGAGCACACAAGAGGUUCUAAGCAAAAACGAGAACUUAUAUCAAGAUGUCUCCAAUUUAUGCAAAUUACUCUCAGAAGACAGCUCAGUUAAUCUUCAGGUAUUUCAAUUUGCUUCCGCUAAAUCUUUCCAGGAUAUUACCGAUGAUUCUGUUGUUAAACUUCAGAAUCUGAUCGAAAAGCAGAAGCUUGGAUAUUCUGAAUUGAAAAUGAGACUCAAGAAUACUGAAGAUCUGAUGAAUCAACAGAAAUUUAACUUUGAAAGUACAACUGGUGACGUAAGUUGCGCGAUAAAAUUAAUACAAGUAUUUCAGUUGGAGCAGCAGAUUGACCAGGCAAAUCUCGCCUUCCUAGAGACUCGAAAGAAAUUGGCUGAUGCUGAAUCCUUAAUUCAGAAAUUGGAGAAUGAAAAGCUGGAAUUGCAAAACAGAGCGGUUGAAGUAAAGAAUAAUGAUAAUCAAAACGACGAACUGAGUCAACAAAGGAUGCAACAACUUGAAGAGUUGGUUCGGCUAAAGGAAAACGAACAUAUUGCGGAAAAAGAGGUACGGUUUAGGGUUAGAUUUGUUGGUUUUAAGUUCAUUGCUGAUUGGACUGUUUAGAAACUGGAUUUAUUGGAAAGCAAAACAUUGGAGACCUUUAUGUUGGUCAGAGAUCUGAGUGAAGGUUUGCGAGAGGAAUAUGGCAUUGUGGUAGAUGAGAAAGCCAACGAUGACAUAAAUUAUAAGAUCCGGAAUCUGGUAUUCUCACUCAAGGGACUCGUUGCAUCUGUAAAUGAGAGACUCAAAGAUUAUGAACGGAGGAUACAAGAAGUUACAGCUGUUAAAAACGAGGUUCAACAGGUAAUCAAGCACAUAGGAUUGUCUAAGCUGUUUAAAAACGAUUAUUUUUAGAGACUGGACCAAAGUGCCAAUCAACUUCUCCAUUUACACGAAGAGAAUCAAUAUUUGAGGAGUCAAUUCAAUAUUGCGCAAGACUCGGUUGAAGAAUUGACUGCAGAGAAAUCGAGCUUGACAUCGGAAUUGAGUGCUGUAAAGGAAGAGCUCAAACUACUUCGGAGUGAAAGCAAAAAUCUUGCGGAGAACACCGCUGAAGCCGAAUUAUACAAACUGCAUGCAGCCAGUAAGAUUGAGAAGAAACAGGCGGAAUUGGAAGAACAGUCAGCAUUGUUGGAGAAGAAGCAACAAGAUCUGGAACAGUAAGAAUUUUAUAUAAUAUACAAUAAAAAUAUUCAGAAACAGGAUGGUAAUGGACAGGUGGACACGGGAAAACGAAAGUCUCAGGAAAACAGUGGCCGGCCUCAACGAAACCAUCAGGGAUCUCCAGUCUGCGUAUGUGGAAACAGAUGGGAAGCUCAAGGUUGAGAGAAUGGAGUAUGAGAACAGAAUCAGGGAACUUGAAGGAAAGCUUGCUGUAAGAUAUUUUGUCGUAUCUAAAUUCUGUCAUAGAGAAAUGAAUUUGAAAAUGGGAAGUGGAGUAACAAAGUAGUUGAGUUGGAAGAACAGAAUAAACAACUGGAAAGUACUGUCAAUGAGUUAAAGAUGGAAUUGGAAGAAUACGAGAAGGGUGCCUCUGUUCCUCCACCUCCCCCAGAACCAACCAUCGAGAUAAAGCAACAAUAUAAAAUGAUUGAGAGUGGAUUUGUGGUGCCUCCAGUCGUCCGGCAAUUUAUUAUCAGCGCGGUAACUUGUGAUGCUAACAAAAGAGAAGAAAGUGCCAUUCUGUUGGCGAAUAUCAUUGGUUGCACGCAAGAGGUUUGUAAUCUUUUCAGAUGAAUAAUAUAUUGUUUGUAGGAGAAGAGUCAGAUUGAAGAAUGUUUCCAACAUCGGGGAGUAUGGGGUUUGUUGCGAGGUACCCCUAAGGGGCCCCAGAAUAUCAAAGAACUGUCAAGUAAAUUCAUCGAAUUCUUGGAGAAAGAAACGACUCAACCAAUGGGAGCGAGUAAUGUGGAGAACACGGAGCCCAUCAGAAUUGCCCAUGAUAUCCAACCAGUUGCCAGCUCCUCCAAUGCCGAUUUGAAAGAAAUUAUGAAUGAUAAGAGCUAA